GUUGCCCCGUUCUAGAGUACAAGGGCGGAGCUGAGACACCGAGGGCGGGAGAGGGUGGGAGCAGCGCCCGGCGCUUUCCUCUGUGCACUGCAUCGAGCGCUGCCCGGGGAGAGUCACGCGGCGCAGGGAUGGCUCUGACCCUGGAGAACUUCAUCGACGCCUUGGACCCCUCCACCCUCCCGAGAGUCCUGCAGGUCCUGUCGGGAAUUUACGUAGAAGGUUCUGUAUAUGAAAUGCAUGGACAAGAGUGUUGCCUGUCUACAGGAGAAAUCAUUAAGGUCACUGGAUUCCAAAUAACGAAAGUUAAAGUGGGGAGAUGUGAAUUAAUUGAAGGGAGCAAUUCCUCACCUGCAAUGGAGUUACCAUUGGAUUAUCCAGGUUUCUUCAAGCUUCUUGUUGAUCCAUGCCCAUAUACUAGUAUUCGUGACAUCAUGAAAACAGUGAAAAUUGGAGAUAACCGCCUCGGUCAUCCUCAUUUCAGGAGCAAUGCAGAUAUUCAGGUGAAUGACAUCUUCAUAAAAGAAGGAGAACAUAUAGUGCUGAACACUCUGGCAGAGGUGGAUGGUGUGGAUCAUGUGAACUGUACAGUUAUCAAAGGUAACAAAAGCAAACCAUUAAGAAUACCACUAUCGUACGAGGGAACAUUUUAUGAAUGUGAAGAUGACCAGUUUUAUACACUAAAAGAGAUUGUAACAUGGAAGAUCUCCAAGCACAGAAGACGAGUUGUGAAGCUUAUGAAAACAUUGGCUACCUUGGAGGAAAAUCCUUACAAUGAGUAUCUCCAAAGUGAUGUGUGCCUACUGCCUGUCUAUGAAAUACAAGCAGUGAUGAAAUUCCAAAAGGAUAUAGUACGGAUACCAUCCUACCUAGAUGUUGAGGUUAAAGAUAUAACAGAAACAUAUGACCUCAGUUCGUUUGUACAACCAUUAUCUUUAAUUGAUAUUUUUAACAGACCGAUUGAAGACUUCCCCCUGUUGGCUGAAAUAAUCGAGUGGCCUGACCACCAGCAUAUUUACAACUCACUUAAUGUAGGAAAACAAAUAGUUAUUCACAAUAGAGACUUUUCCAACACAAUAAUUGCCUCUGAGAACAGAAGUGAUUUAAAUAAAAAGCAUUUUUUAAUCCCCAAAAGCUAUAAGGGUCGAUUUAAGAGAAGACCAAGAGAGUUCCCAACUGUAUAUGACUUGGUGCUUGCCAUUAAAAACAAUGAUCCUUUGCAUGUCAUUGCAACCAAAAGCUUUGCUUCUGAAUAUGCAGAGUUUGCCAAUGUUUACUUUGGAGACCAAUUUCUUGUUCAUCAUUGCCAGAGUAUUGAAGUCAAUCGUGAAGGAGAGAAAUGUCUAAUUGAAGCAGUGGUUUGUGAAAGAAUUGUGGAAAAAGAUUAUGAACAAGUCAUUCUUCCAACAUAUAUGGCAGGGAGCUUUGUCGAAGUCAUUCAUGAUAAAAAGCAGUAUGAUAUUUCAGACAUUUGUAAUGAAUUUAGCCUUCCCUUUAAUGUUAAAGUAUCCAUAAGAGAUUUGUCAAUCAAUGACAAUUUAGCAGCCUUGCCCUCAUUACGAAUUGAAGAGCAAAUCACAGAUCCUUGCCUGCUGAUCAGUCUGUUGGACAAUCCAUCAGAAUGCUUCAAGAUUCCAGUUAAAAGAGUAAUCAUGUCCGUUCAGAUAAUGGAAGGACUAGAUCAAUAUGUUUCAUGUCCAGCACCCAAAAAUAUUGUGGAAGAGAUCAGUGAAGACUUGUAUUACAUGCUUCGGAGAUAUGAAAACUCCACUUUGCUUCCUCCACCCCGUCCUCCAAAAAAACCUCAAUCACCUAUAUCAUCGAUAGCAACCAUAAGGCUGCUUCCACCUCAGAGGAAACAGGACCCUCCUAAAUCUCCGAAGAAUUCACCAACAGGAAUGCUAAGAAACAAAGGAAAGUGUCCAAAAAUCAUCCUUGAUGCCACUGCAAGACCAGAGAAUAUUCCUCCUACCAUAAUUACGGAACUUGUGAAAGAAAGAACCGAACCCGGUGCACCCUCAACAGACACAAUGCUACUCAAUGCCACAAGCCUUGCUAUGGAUGUUGAAAACUUGGAUUUCUCUGACAAACAUGACUAUGAAUAUAUUAAUGAAAAUGAAAUUGAAGAUUUAAGAAAACAGCUAAAUGAAAAUUAACAUCUAAGCAAGGAAAAUUGCAAGAAAAAUAGAGAAAUCCAAUAAGAAGAAUUAAUUAGCAUCUGAGAGAACACGGAGGUAUCAGGUUAGGUAUAAGACAUGGAAUCUUUGCAAUAAUUUUUCCUCAAGACUUGAUUUUAAAAUAUGAUUGAUGUUUCUGUUAAACUUAGGACAUUGUAGUUACCUGGACAAAUAUUUUAAUGUAUCAUGUUAAAGAAGAUAAUGGUUUCUAUUCAAGCCGAAAAUCUGAAGGAAUCAAAUCAUUCUUCAUUGGACAAACAGAAAUGGAUACGUUUUGGUUCUGUUACUUUUUUGACUUUUGAUUUUUAUGACACUGAAAUAUUGCAAACAACUGUAAUUCAUCUAAAUAUUAGGAACAUUUUACCAAAUAAGAAUAGAUGUGUUGAAUGUUACAUUUGAGCAUUAACUUAUUGAAUUCUAUUGAGCAAAAUUGAAGUAUUUAUUUUUAUUUGCAUAAAUGUAUACAUGAUCCACAAGAACCUGCUGUGUGUUAUUGUAGCAUUUCUACUGAGUAAAUCUUUAUUUCACCAGUGCUUUCAAAUACAUGAACUGUAUUCAUAUUUUUUGUAAAUGCAACAUAAAGUAAAUCAUUUUUGUUAACAAAA
Messenger RNA from Amblyraja radiata (thorny skate), 2779 nucleotides. RefSeq names its product thymocyte selection associated (gene themis). The record is from RefSeq and is a predicted model, not a curated record. Gene Ontology annotation, cellular component: cytoplasm; nucleus. The transcript has 7 exons. Bases 129 to 2153 code for a protein of 674 amino acids. Lineage: Eukaryota; Metazoa; Chordata; Chondrichthyes; Rajiformes; Rajidae. Gene Ontology annotation, biological process: T cell receptor signaling pathway.